This is a messenger RNA of Loa loa (African eye worm), 573 nucleotides long. RefSeq lists its product as hypothetical. The transcript has a single exon. The record is from RefSeq and is a predicted model, not a curated record. The coding region runs from base 1 to 573 and encodes 190 amino acids. Lineage: Eukaryota; Metazoa; Nematoda; Chromadorea; Rhabditida; Onchocercidae.
AUGGUUGAAAUCAAAAUUAUUAUCAUCGAAUCGAAAAAUUUAAGCAAUAAUAAACAUACAUACACAAACAUACACACAUACACGCAUGCACAUGCAUACACACUCACAUACACAAAUAUUCACAUAAACAUAUAUUCACAUAUAUAUACUCACAUACACACAUACAUAUACAUACGCAUUUACAUACACAGACUCACAUGCGUUCUACCCACAUACACACAUGCACAUGCACACAUUCGCAUUCACACACACACACAUACACACUCACAUACACAUAUAUUCAUGUAUCCAUGCUUACGUCACACUCACAUACACAAACAUACAUACACAUACACUCACAAACAUAUACUCACGUACACACAUACAUGUACAUACGCGCUCACAUACACAGACUCACGUGCAUUACCCACAUACACACAGGCACAUGCAUACACCCGCAUUCACACAUACAUACACACAUACACUCACAUACACAUAUUCACAUGCAUCAUUCAUGUACACAACUCACAUGCACAUAUGCAGACACAAACAUGUGGUUACCAACUAGCUCGAUUAUCAAACUAUCAAAACUGA